Penicillium pulvis is the source of this 2892-nucleotide messenger RNA. RefSeq lists its product as uncharacterized. The transcript is spliced from 3 exons. The record is from RefSeq and is a predicted model, not a curated record. Lineage: Eukaryota; Fungi; Ascomycota; Eurotiomycetes; Eurotiales; Aspergillaceae. The coding region runs from base 28 to 2892 and encodes 954 amino acids.
UCCCAUAUCCUCGCAUAAACAACUCAGAUGGAUUUCUCCCGACGCUAUCAAGGCUCCUGGCCAACCCGUCCAUCGCCUCUGGGGACCUCACAAGAAUCGCGCAAAGAGCCAUCUCGGAUACAUACCUCGUCGGCGCCCAAUGAACCUCGUCGACCAGAGAAUGAAAGACCCCGACCUACCAACCGCUUCGACUAUGCCUCUCCCACCGCCGCCCAAGUCUACUCGGGCGCAUCGCGUGCGUCAUACCCGCCCCGAGAAAGUAUCAGCGCACAGGCUUCUCCGGUCAGGAGUCAGCAAGGACAUACUCGCCAUACUAGUCUAGAUGGGAGACGCGAUCCAAUGCACCGCAGACAUAACUCCCAGCCACAAGCUGGCUACUCACACGAAGGACAACAAGACUCUUCCGCACCCGCCGGCUUCAACAAUCGCCAAAUGCCUCCUCCCUCCUCACCUCGUUCUUACGCCUCGCGAUCACAAUCGGCAAACGCGCCCGCGCCAUCCCUAGUCUCUCGCGAUACGCUCAAUAACCAGGCUCAUCGACCAAGCAGCAUGUCCAUCUUCGACAUCCUGGAGGGCCCAAAAAACCCGCCAUCCCUGUAUUCACAAUCCUCCGCCUCGUCGCUUCCCGGCACGGCUUCCACAUCUGCCGCAGUGGGCAUGCCAUCAUCCACUGCCCCGACGGGACCAUCUCUGGUAGAUUCUCGCCGCUCCCAAACUCCCGAACAGUCUUAUUUGAACUCGCAGAUAGGUCGGCAUUACCGAUCUGGCUCUGGCGGCGGACCAAGUCUCCUGGGUAGGGAUCUGCCACAAAUCGGGAGCAUGUCUCGCGUUUCUUAUCCCGACAAGCCCCAUUCAACACAACCUUCCCCACAAAACUCACCGAUUGUUCCACACCACGGAUCCCGUCGCAUGAGCAGUGGCACGAUCCCUCGACCGAGCAGCCAGCCACCUAACGCGGAGGCACCUGCGCGUCAACCGGGCUACAGUCCGCUCUCUCGCGCUGGGUCCGAUCGAUUUGAGCCUGAGCAGCGACCCCCUGCGAAAUAUUCGGGUCUCAGUUCCCACUCAGGGACUGUCGGGUUCUUUGGGGAUCAGGAUCGGGAGCGUGUAGCUCAUGGGAUGGAGGCAAAGGGACAACCCACAGGAUCCAGCUCGCGCUAUGGCGAACCAAAGCCUGUGGGCCGUCAUCCUUGGGACCAGGAUCCCUCAUCCCGGGAAAGCAAGCGCGCGCCUGAAUCAGCUUCGGGUUAUGAGCUUGGAGGAUUCGGAGGUAUUCAAAACUACACCAAAUCUUUGGGCUCUCAACCUGGUGGCGGUCGUCAGCCGUCAUCGCUGCAAACUGGACACAGCCAGUCGACACCUUCUCGCGAAUCGCCCUAUCUGAGUAGACAGCCACCUCCACGAAUGGGAUCCACUCCAAAUACAGAGGCAGCUGGAGCAGGACUUCUUGGUCUAGCUGCUGCUGGGGGAGAGGCACGACGCAAGGGAAGUGAUGAUCUCCUGCAGCCCCAUUUGCGUGCAGUUGGUGUCGGUGGGAAACUUGGUGGUCGCGCAUCUCCCCUCCCUCAAGCUGUUCAAGGUGCGCAGGCCCCGUUUAUCAGUCAAUCCGGGGAGCCUAGUAUCAAGAAUGAGCUGGGUAGGGUGUUCUCCGGCAUUGGAAGCGGUGUCGGUGGUGUGACCGCUGGUGCAUCUGGCAGUGGGCCAUCGACGCCAUUGAUCGCAAGUCCAUUUAAGCACCACAGCGCCACUGGUCGCUCUGUAAAUGGGGACGGACUUGAUGAUGGUCGAGUCUCUCGUUCACUUUCCGCCUCUGGCAACAGGCGAUCAAGGAAGUCUAGGACUGAACAUGAUGCUCACCAACAUCGCCCACGUAAUCUCUCACAUCACCCAGAUCACCUACAUUUCCCAAACCACCAACAUCAUCACCACCACCAUCACCAUCACCACCACCACCACCUUGACCCUCACAAGGACCCUCAAAAGGCAGAGAAAGAAGCAGAUUCCUUAGCCGGGCAUCAUAAUGCUUCCCGCUAUGAAGGUUCAUGGCCUCCUACCGCCGUGCCACCCCCUAUCCGAGCGCCUCGCACCACUGUGAAUCUGGAACCUAUUCUCUCCAGCGUCGCGCAUCUUCCUCGUCAUCACCUAGGAUCAACGCUAUACACCCCUCGCAUCAGUACUCCGUCGACCAAGUCUUCUUCAGAAAGUUCGAAAUUUGGUUACAGCACGACUCCACAACCGCUUCCACGAUUUGAACAGCGUGAAAACUGCACCUUUACUAUUCGUGUACCACGCUUCCGAGUUGAUCAGAGUCACCGCGAAGAGAUAUGCGCAAGGCGAGCCCUGUGGGGUACCGGCGUGUACACGGACGACUCUGAUCCUGUCGCCGCCGCCAUCCACUCGGGCUUCUUCCGAGGUGCCUGGAGUGAGGAUGUAGAGUCUAUGCUCGAUCUAGAAAUCAAAGACACCUACCAGCACGCCCCGCCAGCCCCGGAGGCAGAUGCCUCAAAGCCAGGCUCCCAGGCCAAUGGACCUCGUCUACCGCCCAACCCCCCGCCCAACCAAGAUCUUCAUAUCACACUUCUGAUCCUCCCCCGGUUGGAGCGGUACGAUGCGACAGUCAUGUUUGGACUUAAAUCCCGCAAGUGGGAUGGUCGGCAUGACGGCAUGAGUUUCAAGGUACACCGCGUAGACUGGGUGGAUGAUGGAGUUGGACGCGGCGAGGAGCGAGGCGGCGAAGCCCGACGCAAGCGGCUGCGAACUCUAAUGCAGACUGGUCGCAUCUGCACGGGGCCCGCGCUAGCCAAGAUGGAUGAGCUUCGGCGAAGCGGAGUGCAGGUUUCCCGGAACAUUGACGGUCAGGAGCAGCCAACGCCCGUUCAACCGGUCUCCUAG